AUGAGCCAGCCGCCCUCUCAACGGCCAGGCGGUUCACUCCCAAGACCGAUCAGGUUCGUCUCGUCAGAUGGCCAGCCGCAGACGAAGCGGCGCAGGGUGAUCGCAGCCUGCCGGACAUGUCGAAAGCGCAAGAGCCGGUGUUCGGGCGAACAGCCAGUUUGCAAGACGUGUACGGACUAUGGGCACACUUGUCUUGGAUACAGCGACCCUGCCAGCGCUCAGCCGGCCGCAUCCUCGUCCUCCACCGCCGCCGCUGCCACUCGACCGGCUACACAGUCAGAUGUGAAAGGAAAAGAGACCGCUGGGAAACCUGACGGUCCAAAGGAGAAGGCAAAAGAACCAGAGGUGCUUGGAUGCAGUGCUCCCGUUCCCAGUACGGAUCUUCGCGAGCAGAGACGAACCGCAGACGUGGCAGAUCAAGCGCAAGAUGUUCAGCGAGAAAUACAUGUGGAGGAUGUUGCGCCAGCUAUCAGCAGUCCAGAGAGCACACGGUCUGCCCUUAUCUCGAGCCACCGAACCCAUGUCCCGUACUUUAGAUAUUUUGGGCCAACGGCCAUCGUUCCGGGAUUCAAGCAGAUGGUAUACAACCCUCAAGUACAUGAAAGAAAGACAUAA
Trichophyton rubrum CBS 118892 is the source of this 615-nucleotide messenger RNA. RefSeq lists its product as uncharacterized. Bases 1 to 615 code for a protein of 204 amino acids. NCBI's taxonomy places the organism in Eukaryota, Fungi, Ascomycota, Eurotiomycetes, Onygenales, Arthrodermataceae. Gene Ontology annotation, molecular function: zinc ion binding; DNA-binding transcription factor activity, RNA polymerase II-specific. The record is from RefSeq and is a predicted model, not a curated record. The transcript has 4 exons. Gene Ontology annotation, biological process: regulation of DNA-templated transcription.